Molecule: messenger RNA, 1121 nt
Organism: Spea bombifrons (plains spadefoot toad)
Lineage: Eukaryota; Metazoa; Chordata; Amphibia; Anura; Pelobatidae
Gene: RANBP1
Product: RAN binding protein 1
Exons: 6
Coding region: 130-759 (209 amino acids)
Biological process (GO): positive regulation of mitotic centrosome separation; nucleocytoplasmic transport
Cellular component (GO): centrosome; nuclear pore; cytoplasm
Molecular function (GO): GTPase activator activity
Source: RefSeq, a predicted model, not a curated record
ACGUACGGCGUUACGCACUUAGAAGGGGAGGGAGGAAAAACAGCGCGAAACCCGCGUACGAAGAGAGCGAUAGACAGACAACCAGGGAGCCUAAGAUCGUCUGCCCAAUCUGUCUUCAUCCUCCAUCCGAUGGCCGACACGAAGGAAACACAGGAGGAGCAUGAGACCUCAGUCGAGAACACAGAAGAUGCCAAUCAUGACCCUCAUUUUGAACCCAUUGUGUCACUGCCAGAGCAAGAGAUAAAGACACUCGAAGAGGAUGAGGAAGAAGUGUUUAAGAUGCGAGCAAAGUUGUUCAGAUUUGCAUCUGAAAAUGACCCACCAGAGUGGAAAGAACGGGGCACUGGGGAUGUUAAGCUGCUGAGACAUAAGGAGAGAGGAACAAUCCGCAUCCUGAUGAGAAGAGAUAAAACUCUAAAAAUCUGCGCCAAUCACUAUGUUACACCUUCAAUGGAGCUGAAGCCUAAUGCAGGUAGUGACAGAGCGUGGGUCUGGAAUACAUAUGCGGAUUAUGCAGACGAGGCUCCGAAACCAGAACUGUUGGCCAUUCGCUUCUUAAAUGCUGAAAAUGCUCAGAAGUUUAAGGCAAAGUUUGAAGAAUGUAAAAAUGAAAUGAAGGGAAAUGAAACAAAAGACAUGACCAAAAAUGAUAGUGCUGACAAAGUGGCAGAAAAAUUAGAAGAGUUGUCUGUUAAAGAGAAGAAAAUUCAAGAGAAGGAAGAAGAUACCAAGCAAGAAAAAGCAGAAGACCAGCAAUAAGUCAUCUAUAGCCUUGUACUCUGUUUUUUUUUUACAAGGGACUUUAUAACAAAGAAAAAAGAACUGAGUCCAGACAUUCAGGUUGUUUUUUCUAAGCUUUUGCCCCUGAGAAGAUUGUUCUUCAGAAACAAAAAUUCCAUUCCCCAGUCAUGAAAAUGUACUGUGUUCACUUUCUUUUUCCAUAGUGGAAACACUUAUUUAUAGUCAUCCAAAAUAAUGAAUAAACCAGUUUGAAAAAGUUCAAUGGACACGACUGGAAUCCAUAAUUGUUAUGCAGUUUUUGCUGGGGUCUGUUAUGGGUGCAUUAUGUACAUGUAUGUGGAGAUAUGAUGCGGAGUAAAAUUUCCUAGGGAUGUGUGCUA